AUGCAGGCCCUUUACUUUCCACCCGCUGAGCUUCCCGCCGGCUACGUUCAUGAUGGCGCGCCCCUCUGGCAGAAAACCAUAUUGGUGAGUGGCUACGACGUGAACGGCACCUUAUUUUUAGAGCCACGCGGCAAACAGUCCUUCCUUGAGCAGAACACCGCAGACCCUACCAACGAGGAAUCUGCGCCAAAGAAGAAGCGCAAACUGACGAAGCAGUCGGUAAUGGCAGGCUAUGCCCCCCGCUUCCCUAUUUCCUGGCUCAGCAACAUAUCCCCUGAGAUCAAAACGGCUUUGGAGCAGUACCUCUUUUCUCUGCCCAGGGUAGCGCUUCCAAAGGACACUGCACAGCUGAGCGAUUUCUAUAACGGGAAUUUCUUCGAACUGACCAAUCAGACAAAGGCUCCUACCUGCGCCGAAAUAUCCAAGAACCCCGUCGACUUGCUCACAAAAAUCCUAAACGUCCGCAAGCAGAGAGAGUUCACAAGCUACCAUGACAUCUAUGUGAUUUUGACAUUCGCGAUUCAGACACCUUUCACACUUCAAACAAUCGAGCAGCUGCGGAGCCUCUUUUCGUACACAGCCAUCCUGCAGCCCAGCAUACUUUUCUCUUCCCUGUCUCCAUCCGAUCCUCAAAGAUGCUGCAUCGCCCUGCUGGCAUCAGACUUGUUUCUUAAGCCGUUCGUUAUCUCGCUGACCAGAAUCAUGAGUGACACCGAGCGGAUGAGAAGAGCAGGAGACAUCAUCGCCUACCUUGCUGUCCUGUAUGAGAAUUACAAAAACAUAAUUAAGAUGAACCUCUUCUGUGAUGCCUUGUCUAUCUUACUUUCAAUUCCGGAAGAGGAGCCGUUUGUUCUCCAACCGUACGCCACCGUCUUCACAUACAUAUGUUCCCUUUUUAAGAGCAAUGAUAGACUCAGCGACUCCUUUACAACAGAGCUGAGUAGGGCAGGAGUUAAUAAGAAGAUAAUGCUUAUCGUGGACGCAAUCGUGGAUCUACCGCAAUCAGCAGUUAGACCUUCACGGGAGCUGGUAGCAAGCAUCAGAAAAGCAAUCCUAAUUCUGGCCCACAUGAGAUACUCUGAUCACGGAUCUAAGAACCUCCCCACAGGACAAUAUCUUGCAGAGUACAAGGAACGCGCAGACAGACUCAUCAGUAAAAUAGAUGAGCUACUAGCAGUCAAAAAGUCUAAUCAGGAAAGCGAAGAAAGCGAAGAGGCUAGUGAAAAUAGUGGGUUAGAUGAGGGUCAGAAUGCAGCCUUUAUCGAGGAGACUUCUCAGUGGAAACGAGCCAUAGCAUGCCUCUAUGACAAGAAAUCGCCUUCCUUGAGCGCAUAUACAGCCUUGUUCCACUAG
Messenger RNA from Giardia duodenalis, 1353 nucleotides. RefSeq lists its product as uncharacterized. The transcript has a single exon. Lineage: Eukaryota; Fornicata; Diplomonadida; Hexamitidae. The record is from RefSeq and is a predicted model, not a curated record. The coding region runs from base 1 to 1353 and encodes 450 amino acids.